Molecule: messenger RNA, 699 nt
Organism: Catharus ustulatus (Swainson's thrush)
Lineage: Eukaryota; Metazoa; Chordata; Aves; Passeriformes; Turdidae
Gene: MRPL55
Product: mitochondrial ribosomal protein L55
Exons: 3
Coding region: 127-648 (173 amino acids)
Biological process (GO): translation
Cellular component (GO): mitochondrial large ribosomal subunit
Molecular function (GO): structural constituent of ribosome
Source: RefSeq, a predicted model, not a curated record
GACACGGGGGGGGGGGCUAUCAUGGAACUGACCCACGGCUGGGCAGGGGAGACGCGGUUGGGCUGAACCAUUGCGGGAAAGGGAGAACCACAGUGGGGCUAAACCUUGGCGAGGGCGGGGGGAGCCAUGAUGGAGCCCAACCGUGGCAGGAGCUGCCAUGGGGCUGUAGAGGAGCUGUGGGAGCCUCACAGUGAUGGGGACACGGGGUUGUCACCCCACAGCCACCCCAAAACCUCUCCUUAUCCUCAGGGUGUCCCCAGGCCAUCCGCUCUGCCUGCUGGAGACAGCUGGGUUGAGAUGGCGGCGAGCUGGGUGCUGAGCGCCCUGCACAUCCCGCCCGUGUCCUGGCUGCCCCUCGCGGCCUGCGUCCGCAGCAACUCCAACCGCGCCGCCAUCGGCCACCUGCACCGGCAGCUCUACGGCCGCCGCUACCCCGUGCUGCUGGUCAGCAGCGACGGCUCCACCGUGCGCCUGCGCUACAGCGAGCCCAAGAGGAUCCUCAUGCUGCCCCUGGACAGCAGCACGCUGCCCGAAGCCGAACGCAAGGCUCGUCUGCGCCGGCAGUUCCGCAGCAAGCCUAAGGCCAAGGAGGAGGAAACCUUCGAGGGCAUCGACCUGGAGACUUACAAGAAGUUCUGGAAGAAGUGAAGCGCUGACAGCAGAAAUGUAUAAAUGGAUAAAUAAAUACAUACAAACAAA